UUGGCCUACGUGGCAGCCGCUGGAGCCGCGGACGCGGAGCGAGGCCGGCCGCUGGGUACUUCCUGUGGAGGCCGCAGCGGGCGCUGGCGCCGACGGGCCGAGCGCCGAGGGAGCGAGCGAGCCAGCCAGCCAGCCAGCCGAGCCUCCCGCCGCCGCCAUGGGCCAGAACGACCUGAUGGGCACGGCCGAGGACUUCGCCGACCAGUUCCUGCGCGUCACAAAGCAGUACCUGCCGCACGUGGCCCGCCUCUGCCUGAUCAGCACGUUCCUGGAGGACGGCAUCCGCAUGUGGUUCCAGUGGAGUGAGCAGCGCGACUACAUCGACAGCACCUGGAGCUGCGGCUACCUGCUGGCCUCCUCCUUUGUCUUCCUCAACCUGCUCGGACAGCUGACUGGCUGCAUCCUGGUGCUGAGCAGGAACUUCGUGCAGUACGCCUGCUUCGGGCUCUUUGGCAUCAUCGCACUGCAGACGAUCGCCUACAGCAUUUUAUGGGACUUGAAGUUUCUUAUGAGGAACCUGGCCCUGGGAGGAGGCUUGCUGCUGCUGCUGGCUGAGUCCCGAUCCGAAGGCAAGAGCAUGUUCGCGGGCGUCCCCACCAUGCGCGAGAGCUCCCCCAAGCAGUACAUGCAGCUCGGAGGCCGAGUCCUGCUGGUCCUGAUGUUCAUGACGCUGCUCCACUUUGACGCCAGUUUCUUCUCGAUCCUUCAGAACAUUGUGGGCACGGCGCUGAUGAUUUUGGUGGCCGUCGGCUUCAAAACCAAGCUGGCCGCCUUGACUCUUGUCGUCUGGCUGUUUGCCAUCAACGUGUACUUCAACGCCUUCUGGACCAUUCCUGUCUAUAAGCCCAUGCACGACUUCCUCAAGUACGACUUCUUCCAGACCAUGUCGGUGAUCGGAGGCUUGCUCCUGGUGGUGGCCCUGGGCCCAGGGGGUGUGUCCAUGGACGAGAAGAAGAAAGAAUGGUAACGGAGUCCUCCCUGCCUGGCUGGGACCCACGGCCGUCGAGGACUGGUUCAGGGUGGAUUUGAGUAACUGCCAGCAUCUCCUGUACCCUCUUCCCUUCCCUCCCCUGGUAAAGGCACAGAUGUUUUGAGAACUUUAUUUGCAGACACCUGAUCAUUAAUGGCUAAACCUGCUAUGGACCCACAGCCUGGCAUCUGACUGUGCGGAGCCGGCCGGCCGAGGCCAGCGCCCCCUGCCCCGGGGCAGGGCCGUGGCUUGUUGGAGUGAGGAUCUUGCUUGGCUGUGGCCCAUCGGCCCAACUUUUUUUCUUUUUUGGGGUGGGGGACCUUGAAGCUGUACUGUGAGCAGAUACAUUUGUGUAUCAUUCAAAGCAGUCUCCCUCUUUUUUUUUUUUUUUGAAGUUUACCUUUUUAGCUAAAACUACUCAAUGAUUCGGGGUGGCCCAGCCCAACAUCAACACACUGGUUUAGGCCGGCACCAGUGCCUUCCCCGUGGGCUCCGCCCUGCGCUGUGAUCCUGUUAUAGGGCCAGUGAGAGCGUUUAGAGAAACCCCAGACCCCAAGAAUACGGCAGUAUUAGAGCAGGGGCUGAAGCUGCGGUUUACGGCCAGGGCAUUCCUCAGAGAAGCAGCCGGGGUCGGUGCAGUUUCCACAGGGUGAUGCCUGGGAGUGCGAGGGGCUCAUGGCGGGGACAAGGCCCUCAAAGGCCACCCGGAGCCCGCAGGGGCCGGAGCCCAGGCCUGGCAGCACGUGUGGGCCUCAUCAGUGCCCAGAUGGGGAGCAGCCGCCACUGUGGGCAGGGCUGGGCCGGAGCGGGCGCUCAGACCAGUUACCUCAGGCCGACCUGUCCCAGAGCUGCGGCCGGCGCCCCACUGCCCGGUGCCCCCGGCCCGCUUGCUCCCUGCCCUCACGAGGCCGCUGCUUGCUCAGAUUGUCUAUUUGCUAUGCUGAAUGCAGCCCCAGUUACUUUUUACGAUUUGUGAUGCCUUACCGAUUGGAUCUUGAUCCUGUAUUUAAAGUUUUCUAACAUUGCCUUAUACUGUGUUUCUCUUCUUGGGGGUGGGGCUGUGAGGUCUUCUCACUGUUCUUCGCUCCUCCACCUGGUAGCAGAGGCCACGAGGUGACGGCAGCCCCCGUAUCCUCCUGGGGGCCAGGCCUUCCAAGGUCUCACAAGCCUUGCCUUGGAGCGGGCCCCAUCUUCUCUGGAUUCAUCUGCUGGGGGUGCGAGCCUGAUCCAAGGGCCUUCCCCGGGGCCAGUCCUGAACCCGGAUCCACACGGACCUUUGUGUCGAGCCAGGGUGAGGGGAGCAACCCCCCCACCCCGACCCACUUGAGCCCCUGGCCAGCUUCACAGGACAGGGGGAGGCUGGCUCUUACCCACUAGAGCUGCUAGAACCUUCCCUACAGUCUGGACCCAGCUAACCCAAGGGGAGCCAUCGCCACCUUUCCAGCACCACCCGUGUUCCCCCCCCCCCCACCCCGAGCCCCCCACUUCAGAGGCUCCUUAUACACCACCCCCAGGAGCCCACUUCCCUACUCCCCGCAUAUUUAUAAGGAUGGAGGACUUUCUACUUCCGUCCCUGGGGUGCUCCCACAUGAAGGGGGUUCUGACUCUGUCUCAGUCUGGGCAGGGUGCUCUUUCAGCACAUGCCCACCCAGUUAACCCAGCCUCCCGGCCCCAGGGACAGCCCGCUUGGCUAGGCCACAGCUGCCUGUGGCAUUGUUUCUGGCGGGGUACAGUUUUUAGUUUGCAAAAACUGAGACUGCCUCUAUGGUGGUCCCCAGCCCACUUCCCCUGUCCCUGAGUGGGCUAGUGCUCAGGGCAGGGGUGGAUGCUUAUGUAAGAAGAGGAAAAAGGACCUACUAAGUUGGUUUUAGCAAAAAGAAUUUCUGAAACACACUUUUUUUUGCUCUCUGUGGGAAAUAGGUAUAAAUCUCAUGCUGUAUUUUAUAUCUUAGUUGUGUUUGAAAACAUUUUGAUUUUUGGAGACACGUCCAAAUAAAUAAUGGCAUUUGUUGUA
Molecule: messenger RNA, 2984 nt
Organism: Capra hircus (goat)
Lineage: Eukaryota; Metazoa; Chordata; Mammalia; Artiodactyla; Bovidae
Gene: SURF4
Product: surfeit 4
Exons: 6
Coding region: 158-967 (269 amino acids)
Biological process (GO): Golgi organization
Cellular component (GO): membrane; endoplasmic reticulum; endoplasmic reticulum-Golgi intermediate compartment
Source: RefSeq, a predicted model, not a curated record